AUGGUACGCCAACUCGGCGAACAAGACCCUGACAACGGAGAGUAUCAGAAUGACAGGAAUCGGUAUAACAGUACAAGGCUUGCGUUUAUAGAUGAUACUGGCAGAUUUUUUUCAAGUGAUUUUGCCAACCAGCAACCACUUGUUGCCUCUGAUGAAGGUGUUGGGAUCAAAAGAAGGCUUACUCUGGACCCCGAUGGUAAUCUCCGACAAUACAGCUUGAAUGAUUCAGAUGGCAGAUGGUCGGUUUCCUGGAUUGCAGUGUCUCAGCCUUGCAAUAUUCAUGGCUUGUGUGGUCCAAAUGGGAUCUGCCACUACUUUCCUACACCUACAUGCUCUUGCCCACCAGGUUACGUGAUGAGCCAACCUGGUAAUUGGAGCCAAGGCUGUAGACCUGUAGUAGACAUUGUCUGUACUGCUAAGAAAGCGCAACCUGUCAAGUUCUUGCGACUUCCAGGCACCGACUUUUGGGGAUCCGAUCAGCAGCAUGUUGAGCAUGUAUCCUUGCAGGCUUGCAAGAACAUAUGUAGGAAGGACUGCACCUGCAAAGGCUUUCAGUACCAGCAAGGAACAGGGACAUGCUAUCCAAAGGCUUUCCUUUAUAAUGGGAAGGCAUACACGGCACCUACACUAUCGACGCCCAUGAUGUAUCUCAAGCUACCAGUGGGUGUGAAUAUUUCAGGUAUUUCAGUUCCCCAAACCAAUGUGCUUAUUUCACCAAGAAAGCAACAUCCUGACUGUGGCCAGAUGAGCGCAUCAACGAUGGAACUAUUUCCGGAGAUUCACAAGUCCAGCCAGGGGGAAACAAAAUGGUUUUACUUCUAUGGGUUUGCAGGAGCGUCCGAAAUACAAGCAGUUGAGGAAGGCUACAAGGCCUUGACCAGUAAUUUCAGAAGAUACAGUUAUAAAGAGUUGGUUAAAGCAACAAGAAAGUUCAAAGAUGAGCUUGGAAAAGGAGGCUCAGGGAUUGUCUACAAGGGAGUCAUGGAUGACAAUCGAGCAGUUGCUGUUAAGAUGCUGGAAAACGUAAGGCAAUGCGAGGAGGAGUUUCAAGCAGAACUGCACAUAAUUGGGAGGAUUAAUCAUAUGAAUCUAGUAAGGAUAUGGGGGGUUUGCUCUGAAAUCUCACACAGGAUGUUGGUCACCGAGUAUAUUGAGAAUGGAUCAUUAGCUAAUGUCCUAUUCAAAGACCACAUUCUGCUAGAGUGGAGGCAGAGGUUUAAUAUUGCGUUAGGCGUGGCAAAGGGUUUGGCUUAUCUUCACCAUGAAUGUCUUGAGUGGGUAAUACACUGUGAUGUGAAGCCAGAGAACAUACUCUUGGAUCGGAAUCUAGAACCUAAGAUUGCUGACUUUGGGUUGGCGAAGCUGCUGAACAGAGGUUCCUCUAACCAGAAUGUGUCAAGAGUUCGAGGAACCAUAGGUUACAUAGCUCCAGAGUGGAUCAGCAGCCUCCAGAUCACGGCCAAGGUUGACGUGUAUAGCUAUGGGGUUGUGCUUCUUGAGCUAGUCUUGGGAAGACGAGUUCUCGACAUGGCUCUAGGUGCUAAUGAGGAGGUGCAUAAGGUGCUUAGGAAGUAUGUAGCCAUGCUAGCUCUUACGUUGGAUAAAGAGGAACCCUCUUCAAUUGCCGAGGUUGUGGAUUGCAGGCUGAGUGGCCAAUUCAACUACAUGCAGGUAAGAACACUAAUCAAAUUGGCUGUCUCAUGCGUGGAUGAAGACAGAAGCAAAAGGCCAACGAUGGAAUCUAUAGUGCAAAUGCUCCUUUUAGCUGAUGAAUCGUGUAGCAUGUGCUAG
Miscanthus lutarioriparius is the source of this 1791-nucleotide messenger RNA. The record is from the annotation of a GenBank genome assembly. Lineage: Eukaryota; Viridiplantae; Streptophyta; Magnoliopsida; Poales; Poaceae.